This is a messenger RNA of Siniperca chuatsi (mandarin fish), 2795 nucleotides long. RefSeq names its product FAM20B glycosaminoglycan xylosylkinase (gene fam20b). Gene Ontology annotation, molecular function: phosphotransferase activity, alcohol group as acceptor. The record is from RefSeq and is a predicted model, not a curated record. Lineage: Eukaryota; Metazoa; Chordata; Actinopteri; Centrarchiformes; Sinipercidae. The coding region runs from base 694 to 1923 and encodes 409 amino acids. Gene Ontology annotation, cellular component: Golgi apparatus. Gene Ontology annotation, biological process: protein phosphorylation. The transcript is spliced from 9 exons.
AAAAAAACCAUGUCUGGCUUCUAUUAGUUAUUCAAUUCAAAUAAAGAACUGAAAAGGAAUAAUCAGUCUUUGGUUGAACUGAUCACAGCCUGGUGACAUGCAAACUGUGAGAAGAGGUCUGGGAUAGGCAUCUAAAUAUAGCUUUGUUUUAAGGGGGCGCAAGUCAAAAUAGUUGGGAACCACUGUGGUGAAGUAUGGCAUUGUAAUUCUUUUUCUAUCUGCAUUGUUAUAUAUCCUUGUAUGGAAGUACUCCUAGUGCGCCACUGCCACCUGGUGGCUACCUGGAGCACGUACAGGAGGAGGAGGUGUUUCGGAAGUGGACACGGCAGGCCAGAGAAGGAAUCGAAGGAAAAGGGCGGAGGAGAGGGAGCUACCGGGGGGAUUGAGAAAAUGAUAAACCAUCGUGACUUUUAGCAGCAGGACAAUUUAUUAUAUGAAACUUAAGUAUCGCAGGACUUUAAAGACACUUGCGAGCUACUUUGUUUACGGUGAACGACAUAUGGCUAUAAGAUUGUAGCUCCAGGAGAAAGGGAAGCACAGCUCCCGUCCUUAAAGAAGUUUGUCUGACGGGGCAGGUGGGUGGGCGGGCGACAGGGAGUUGCAGGGGCCAUGCAUCAGGGGUGAGGGGGACUCGCUGCGGGGGACACACACAGCGUCGGGUGAGGAGGGUGUUGGGGGCCGGUCGGUGUGGAGAUGAAGCUCAAACAGCGUAUGGUGGUGCUGUGUGCCGUGCUCCUCCUGCUGGGCCUGGCCAAGAUCUUCCUGCUUGACGGAGGCGAGGGCUCCGCAGCCAGCCGACGGGACCUCAGAGCAUUUCGCAAGAUGGAAGCUGGCCUCUCUCUGUCCCGGGGAGCUCGCCUUACCCACACCCUCCAGUCUCCGUGGGAGAUAGCAAGCCAGUGGGUGGGCCCGAGAGAGGUGUACCCUGAGGAGACCCCAGAGCUGGCUGCUGUGCUCACCUCUCUCAGCACUGCCAGGAUAGAACGGGCAGAUGUGGGCUAUAAGGGUACGCAGCUCAAAGCCCUGCUGGUGCUGGACGGGGGACAGAAAGUGGUCUUCAAACCCAAGAGAUAUAACCGGGACUACGUGGUGGAAGGCGAGCCAUAUGCAGGCUAUGACAGACACAAUGCAGAGGUGGCUGCUUUUCACCUAGACAGGAUCCUGGGGUUCAGGAGAGCACCUCUAGUGGUAGGGAGAUAUGUCAGCCUGCGAACAGAGAUUAAACCUGUGGCCACAGACCAGCUGCUGAGCACCUUCCUCAUGCAGGGUAAUAAUACAUGCUUCUAUGGAAAGUGUUAUUACUGUCGGGAGAGCGAGCCAGCUUGUGCAGAGGGAGAGAUAAUGGAGGGAUCGUUAACCCUUUGGCUGCCAGACGUCUGGCCAUUGCAGAAACACAGACACCCCUGGGGACGCACAUACAGAGAGGGCAAACUGGCCAGGUGGGAGUAUGAUGAGAGUUACUGCGAGGCGGUGAAGAAAAUGCCUCCAUAUGAUGCAGGGCCGAGGCUGCUGGACGUCAUCGACACAGCCAUAUUUGAUUAUCUCAUUGGGAACGCUGAUCGGCAUCACUAUGAGAGUUUCCAGGAUGACGGCGGCGCCAGCAUGCUCAUCCUUCUCGACAACGCAAAGAGCUUUGGGAACGCAGCUCUGGAUGAGCGAAGUAUCCUCGCACCACUCUAUCAGUGCUGCAUGGUUCGUGUGUCCACAUGGAACAGGUUAAACCUGCUGAGAGGGGGAGCUCUGAGUUCAGCAAUGCGGCAGGCUCUGGCAUUCGACCCUAUCCACCCAAUCCUGGCCGAGCCACACCUCGCAGCCCUGGACAGGCGUCUGUCUGGAGUCAUAGCAACUGUCAAGCAGUGUAUGGAGGCACAGGGCACUGACAACACUCUUAUAGAGGACCGAAUGAACCUCCCACAUCCCUAGAUGCAAGGGACAGGAGAAAACAGAGGAAUGGGAACAGCGAGGACUCAACUUCCUGAGCCUGGAAUAGAGGACAGGGAAGGAGGCGACUGAUCACAUGUAUGAGCUCUGGUGUUAAAGAAAGAGAUGAGUAAAUGGAUCGACAGGGUGGCUUGACUGGGUACUUCUUCCCCCCUUGUCCUUUCCUUGUUUGUCACUCUGAUAAGACUGGACUAGUUCUCUAAAAGGAAUCGCUGGAUUCAAAGUGUCACUUUCAACUACAUAAACGUUUUCUCAGGACUGUUGUACACUAUAGGACAGGCUGUAAGGACCCCUCCAUCUACUACUACUUCUGGCUGUGACGACACUCCUGCCUUGUGCCAAAUUCUCCCUCCCAGUCCACCUUUCCCUGAGGAGUCAGCUUACAGAGGAAGGAGGUAGACACUCAAAGGAGCAGGAGAUGAAAAUGAGCCACCAACAUCUCGAUGAAAGACACUGUACAGCUGUGUUUUAGGCUAUUUGGAGCCAAGAAAAGAAAUGUAGAUUCCUGUUGAAUUAACAGGAAAAUCGAUCUAUUUUAGAACUGAAAAAUGUUUUUUUCCUUGAAUUGAAAUUGAACUUUGAUUGGAAGGAAUUAAUUCAGCCCUACCGCAUCAUUGUGUACAUAUUUAACUAAGUAGUGACAUAGAAUUGUGAGACAAAAGAAUAUACAUUUGUGGAUUAUAAUAAUUAAACUUAAGGGUGUGCGUGUGUGUGUGUGGGUGUGUGGGUGUGUAUGGAGGAGUGCCAUAUUGUGCCGUUAAUAAGAAAGCUACUGACAUGACAGACUUGAAGUGAGGGGACACCGUGGUUGGGUGUGUGGGUUCAUCUUCAGCAUUAAACUAUGAUCUAUUUAA